Messenger RNA from Callithrix jacchus (white-tufted-ear marmoset), 3349 nucleotides. It is a transcript of the gene GP6, whose product is annotated as glycoprotein VI platelet. The record is from RefSeq and is a predicted model, not a curated record. Lineage: Eukaryota; Metazoa; Chordata; Mammalia; Primates; Cebidae. Gene Ontology annotation, biological process: immune response-regulating signaling pathway. Gene Ontology annotation, cellular component: plasma membrane.
ACAGUGGGGGGUGGAGAGUUGGGGAGAGAUAGCUUGGGGAUAAAUGCCAGAUAUAGGUGAUGGGGAGGAAGGCAGCAAAUCACACUGCCAUGUGUGUACCUAUGCAACAAUCUUGCAUGUUCUUCACAUGUACCCCCAAAUGUAAAGUGCAAUUAAAAAAAAAAGAAACCCAGUGGGGCCAGGCUCAGUGGCUCACACCUGUAAUCCCAGCACUUUGGGAGGCUGAGGUGGGCACAUUGCUUGAGCCCAGCAGUUCAAGACCAGCCUGGGUGACAUAGUGAAAUCCAUCUCUACAAAAAUAAGUAAAUAAAUUUUUUUUUGAGAUGGAGUUUUGAUCUUGUUACGCAGGCUGGCGUGCAAUGGUACGGUCUCAGCUCACCACAACCUGCCUCCCAGGUUCAAGUGAUUCUCCUGCCUCAGACUCCUGAGUAGCUGGGAUUACAGGCGCCCACCACCACACCUGGUUAAUUUUGUAUUUUUAGUAGAGACAGGAUUUCAACAUGUUGGUCAGGCUGGUCUCAAACUCCUGACCUCAGAUGAUCUGCCCGCCUUGGCCUUCCAAAGUGCUGGGAUUAUAGGUGUGAGCCACCACACCCGGCCCAAGACCCUGUUUUCAAUCCUUUUAGGUGUAUACCCAGAAUUGGAAUUGCUGGGUUUUAUGGCAACCCCACGUUUAACUUUUGGAGGCGCUGCUAACCUGUUUUCCAUAGCAGCAGCACCAUGUCACAUCCCCACCAGCAAUGCACGAGCAUUCCAGUUUCUCUGCACGCUCAGCCACGUUUGCUAUUAUCCAUUUAAAAGUGUGAAAUCGUAUCUCACUGUGGUUCUGAUGUACAUUUUCCUAGCGACCAUCAGAGACUUUAUGGGAACAUGGGAGGACAGCCCAGGCCCCAGUGGGCAGACGAGUGGUGCAGAGCCAGGCUGGCCGGUGGAGAUAAGCGAGCCUCCUUGGAGCUUGUGUGCAAGUCACAGUACUGAGGAGCCGGCUACAGCUCGAUGAGCCUCAAUUAGGAAAGGCCGGGGCUGGUGAAGGAAGGGAGGAGGGCAUUCUUCAUCCUCAUCACAUCCUGAGCCUGUGCCCCCGACUCCCACCACUUCCCUCCCUGGCCACAGAGCUCAGGACAGGGCCGAGGAACCAUGUCUCCAUUCCUGACCGCCCUCUUCUGUCUUGGGCUGUGUCUGGGGCAUGUGCAAGCACAGAGCGGACCACUCCCCAAGCCCUCCCUGCAGGCUGUGCCCAGCUCCCUGGUGCCUCUGGAGAAGCCAGUGACCCUCCGGUGCCAGGGACCUCCGGGUGUGGACCUGUACCGCCUGGAGAAGCUGAGUUCCAACAGCUACCGGGAUCAGGCGGUCCUCCUCAUCCCAGCCAUGAAGCAAAGUGACGCUGGACGCUACCGCUGCUCCUACCAGAACGGAAGCCGCUGGUCCCCGCCCAGCGACCAGCUGGAGCUCAUUGCCACUGGAGUUUUUCCUAAGCCCUCGCUCUCAGCCCAGCCUGGCCCGGCAGUGUCCCCAGGAGGGGAUGUGACCCUACGGUGUCAGACCAAAUAUGGCUUUGACCAAUUUGCUCUGUACAAGGACGGCGACCCUGGACCCUACAGGAACCCCGAGAGAUGGUACCGGGCUAGCUUCCCCAUCACCACGGUAACCGCUGCCCACAGCGGGACCUACCGCUGCUACAGCUUCUCCAGAAGGGCCCCAUACCUGUGGUCGGCCCCCAGUGAUCCCCUGGAGCUCGUGGUCACAGGAAUCUCUGUGACCCCCAGCAGCCAGUUACCAACGGAACCACCUUCGUCUGCCAAAGCAUUCCCAGAGGCCACCAGUAAACUGAUCAUCUCACUCACAAACAAAGUCUUCACAACUGAGACUUCUAGGAGUAUCACCACCAGUCCAAAGGAGUCAGGCUCUCCAGCUGGUCCUUCCCGCCAGUACUACACCAAGGGCAACCUGGUCCGGAUAUGCCUCGGAGCUGUGAUCCUAAUACUCCUGGCGGGAUUUCUGGCAGAGGACUGGCACAGCCGGAGGAAGCGCCCGCGGCACAGGGUCAGGGCUGUGCAGAGGCCACUCCCACCCCUCCCACAGCCCCGGAAAUCACACGGGAGUCAGGAUGGAGGUCGACCAGAUGUUCACAGCCACAGGUUCUCCUCAUAACCAGUGAACCCCAGGCAUGGUCAUAUCCAAGGGAUGGAUCAUGGCAUGGGACACAACUCAAACACUGUGGUGUACGUGGAGCAUGGGAGCAGGAGGGUUGAGGCUACAGCUUGGAAAGGAGGCCAUGUUGCCUCCUCCUAGUGCUCCAUCAAGGAGCCGUUCAGCUAGUGUCUGCCUGGCUCCCUGUCCGAGGACGCCCUCCAUUUGGGAUGGGAGGAGUCUCCUCCCUGCACACUGUGGAUCACAUGGUACCCUGGCUGGACCACAUACCAGCCUCUUUCUUCAACCUUCCGUAAUACGGGCUCCAGAUGAAUCUCUAACGUUCCCAGCUCUCACGGCCGACUCUGUUCCAUCCUCUGCGCAGAACCCUCCAUGCUUCCCCUUGGCCCUCUGUGCUCAUCUGGUUUUCCCCAGAAACACUCACCCCAACCCCAACUCCAUCUUCCACUGCAGUCUAACUCACUCCUCUCAUUUCUUAGAACAGGCCUUGCGGGCAGUUUGGGUAUGUCGUUCAUUUUCAUUAGUGUAAAACUAGCCUGUUGAUUGCUUUCCUGCACUUUAGAAAACAAGAUCAGCCUGUGCGACACGGUGAAACCCCAUCUCUACCACAACAAAACAAAACAGAAAACAAAAAUCGGCCAGGUGUGGUGAUGCAUGCCUAUAGUCCUAGCAACUCCGGGGGCUGAGGUGGGAGAAGGGUUUGAGUCCGGGAGGCAGAGGUUGCAGUGAGCUGAGAUCACACCGCUGCACUCCAGCCUGAGUGACAGAGCCCGACCUUAUCUCAAAAAAUAAAGUGAUGAAUAUGCUAAUUAUCCCAUCUGAUCAUAACACAUGGUAUAUAUGUAUUGAAAUAUUGUUACCUACCCCAUAAAUAUGUACAAUUAUGUAUAAAUUUUUAAAAUAAAAAUAAAAUAAGAUAAUGCACCAUCUCCACCCCUCUCAUAAUUACUUUCUGAAGGAAAUAUUAGGUCUUCUCAAAGUAGAGUUCUACAUUUAUUAUGGCAUUUAGGCAUUUCUUGAUCAUCUAAUGAGUGUAAAACUAUACCACUGCACGAGGUACAGUGGAUCACGUCUGUAAUCCUAGCACUUCGGGUGGGCAAGGCAGGAGGAUCACUUAAGCCGAGGAGUUCAAGACCAGCCUGGGCAGCAUAGUGAGACCCGCGUCUCCACUAAAAAUAAAGAAGAGAAAAAGUUUUUU